AAAAGUUAUACAUACAUACAUGUUAUUUUAUCGUGUUAAAGGAUAAGUUGCGGUUACGCAUAUACUUUGUUACUCAUCAUAAACGUUAAAUACACGUCCAUCUACAUUAUUAUUUGUUAAACGUUGACACACGUUUAUUUAACAAUACAAGAUGGGAAAGGGAUUUAAUAAUUACAUGUGCAAAAAAUUUUUCCAUCCAGCAUCCCGAGACAACUUGAAACGAGUAUGGAUGGCUGAACAACAAGCAGAGGCUUAUAAGAAAAAGCAGGAAGAAUUACGUGUUCAAUAUGAAAAGGAACAGGAUCUUCACAAUAACAAAGCUUUGUUGAGUAAAGAAAGCAAGGAUAAGCUUAGCGUAAAUUUUAUGUAUGAACCGCCACCUGGAGCAAAAAAAGAAAGAGAGAAAGAAGAUAACGAGCCAGAGUAUAAAUUUGAGUGGCAACGCAAGUACAAUGCACCAAGAGAAAGUUAUUGUAAAGGAGAUAGUGAAAUAAGAGAUCAACCAUUUGGUAUUCAAGUACGAAAUGUUCGUUGUAUCAAGUGUCAUAAAUGGGGACACAUAAAUACAGAUAAAGAGUGUCCUCUGUACAGUCAAGCAAUGAGUGUAGUAAUGGCAAAUAAUUCACCAAGUACAUCUGCUCCAGAUGCUUUAGCAUUAGUGCAACAAAUGAGAGAAGAUGGAUUAGCACUCAAAAAAUCUGCUCUUAGUGCUCAACAACAUUUACGAGUCCCUGAGCAUGAACAUCUUAUGGUAUCAGAUGAUGAAGAGCAAUCUGAAAUUACAUUCUUGAAAACCUUGUCUAAAAAAGAAAAAAAGAAGUUAUUAUUGAAAUUACAACAACUUGAAAAAAAAACCAAGAAAGCAGAAAAGAAGAAAUUGAAAGAGAAACGAAAUAAACGCAAAAGAAGUAAUAGCGAAUCAGGAACUGACAGUAGUAGCAGCAGCAAUGAUAGCAGUAGCGAUAGUAAUACUAGUACUUCGAAUUCUAGCAUCAUAAGUAGUAAUAGUAGCUCCGUGAAUACCACUGAUAAAACUUUAAAUGAUUAUACGUCAAAAAAGCUUAAGAAGAAACAAAAGAAAAAGGAAAAAGCAGAUUAUAUUUCAAAUGGUGACUCCAUGAAUCGUCAUCGGAAAAAAGAGAAAGAUAGAACAGGUAAUCAUAAGAGAAGAAGUGAAUUUAAGCAUGAAAGGAAACCCAAAUACAAGAAAUAUUAUGGAAAAGAUGUGAAAGAAAGUAAAAAUAAAGAUUGUUAUAUCUACAGGAAAAGAAAGUUCAUAGAGUUUAACGAAGAUAAAAUCAGUGAAAAUCAAAACAAAAAGAGAACUAAACGAUCUUAAAAUUAAUUGUGUUUUUCCAUAUCAAAAAUACACGCGUGGUAUAAAGGCGCACGUUGUAUUUGGUAUUCACAUAAGUUGUGUGGAGUACGAGAAGUAUGAUAUAUGCAUAGUGAGUCACAUAUUCUAUGUCAUUCCAGAAGGUAUUAAUUGCAUUCCUUUUCAUAUACUUUACGAUCAAAAGUAUAACUCUCAGUGUGAAAGUUGAGAAUUUACGUUAUACAUAUACAUAAAAAUAUUUCGUAUACCGCGACUUAUCUUUCAAAACUAUAAAUGUUUCAACAAAUACGCUCAAUAGUUCAUUUCAGGUGUAAUAGUUUAAUCUGACUCACCUUGUAUAUUCAUAUAGAUGGAAUAAAAAGCACAAUGUAUGUAACUAUUUAAUAAAUUUCAAGUGAACAAUAGAAAUAAUAGUUUCAUAAAUAUAUAUUUCAGAUGGAACAAGAUUGUUUAAAUAAAUUUUUUACACAAAUGUUAUUUUAGACUUGUUAUUAUUUCAUCCGUAGAUGGCUAUAAUUGUUAUUUUAUUAUGAAUAUGUAACAUUAAUAUCAUUAAGUAUUAAUAGGACUUUUGUUUUCAAGAGAAUGUAACUGUUUAAUAAAUACAUAAACAGGAUUUCUAUUGUAAUAUUAUAUACACGAGAAUGAUUUAGUUUUAAAAUAUAGCCUAUGUCAAUUUAAGGUAGUACUAUAUAAUAGAUAAAUGUUUAUACGAAAUUAAGUGUCAAGCUUUUUGAUAUGUUCUAAUUACAGAUACCAAAACAGCGAAAUAGUCAUUAAAUUAAAUUGAACGAUACUAUUGGAUAUUUAGGCAUAUAUAUUUGAAAAUGCUUUGCUCACUUCUUAUCGUUAUAAGUUUGUCAUGAAAAGAUAUAUGUAGAAGUAAAUUCAUUAACGCAUUAUAUUUUAAAGAAAAAAAUGAGAAAGCAUUUUCAUACCUUCAUAUAUUUAUCUUACAAGAUGUUAAUUUCUCACUCUCAACAUUUUACUUUUACAACAUAAUUAACUAUUAACAAGAAUUUUACAUACUUAUUACUACACACGCAUGCGCAGAUGAGCGCGUAUAAGUCUUUCUAUGGAAAAUUUAAUACUAUCCAGCCGGUAGCUGUGAACACUUGGGCAGUUAAAAUUUUUGCAUAAUUGUCAUUUUCACAACGAUUAUAUGUAAAAAGUAGAAUCGGAUUGGUUACUGAAUAAAAACAAUGAUUUAUUGUUGUCUAUCGACGGAUGUAUUCAAAGUUAUGUAUGUACAUAUAAUUAGCGAAAGACGUAUAAAGACUAGCCACAAAUUUAUUCUUGAGUGAAAUGUACAUAUGAAUAAAUAAUUAAAUAAUUCAUCAAAUAUAAGUUAGAAGAAACAACAAAACAUUUUUUUCAAAUUUUAAUCAAAGGUCGUAUAAAAUAUCUCGAUUAAUUCUAUUUCCACUAAUCAUUAUUGUAAAAUAUAUUUUGAAAGUUUGAAUCCUAAAAUGGGAUAUCAUAUACGACCAUGAGAUAUUCUAAUUUUUUCCUCUUACAAAACGCUACCACUUGCGACGAUUACAACUAU
Messenger RNA from Bombus terrestris (buff-tailed bumblebee), 2885 nucleotides. Its product is annotated as corepressor interacting with RBPJ 1. The transcript has 6 exons. Gene Ontology annotation, biological process: negative regulation of DNA-templated transcription. Lineage: Eukaryota; Metazoa; Arthropoda; Insecta; Hymenoptera; Apidae. The record is from RefSeq and is a predicted model, not a curated record. Gene Ontology annotation, molecular function: transcription corepressor activity. Bases 152 to 1339 code for a protein of 395 amino acids. Gene Ontology annotation, cellular component: nucleus.